This is a messenger RNA of Manihot esculenta (cassava), 1250 nucleotides long. RefSeq lists its product as uncharacterized. Bases 312 to 1049 code for a protein of 245 amino acids. The transcript has a single exon. NCBI's taxonomy places the organism in Eukaryota, Viridiplantae, Streptophyta, Magnoliopsida, Malpighiales, Euphorbiaceae. The record is from RefSeq and is a predicted model, not a curated record.
GCAGACAAUUUCCUUAUACUCUCUGCUUCAUUUUAGAAAACAACUCUCUCUCUCUGAUCUUGAAUUUUCUCUGCUUCAUUGGUCCUCACUAUAUAUUUAUAUUAAAUUCCUUCAAAUCUCAGAAUUUUCUCUUCUCUUUUUUUGACUUUCUAGUCUAAGCAAACUUUCCCUCACAAUUUUCUCAGCCCAUCAUCUUUGAACCCUUUACUUUAAUAAAUCCACACCCUUGAAUCCUCUCUCAGUCCGAAUUAUUUUCUCAGAUGAUACCCUUUCCUUUGUUUUGCCGGUGAGAGUCAGAAACAGUGAUUACUAUGUUCUCAGAAACAAGCCCUCGAAUAUCGUUUUCCAAUGAUCUUCACCAACAAGAUGAUAUUCAAAUCGUGCAGGAGCCUCGGAGGGACACCACACUUCUUGAAUCAAAUCCUGAUUUUGAGUUCAGCAUUUGCAGAAGCUUAGUAGACGAUGAAUCUUCUCUGGCAGAUGAGCUUUUUGCAGAUGGAAUGAUCCUUCCAGGCCAAGUGCAUGAAAGAAACAGCGCUGCUUUUAAACAAAUUCACAGACAUGAACAUUCAAGAAAAGCUUCUCUUCCUCCUCUUCCAUGUCCUCCUUCUAGUGAUGAUCAUGAGAAUUCAAACAAAGAGAUGAUGGAGAUAAAUUUGUUAAAGCCACAGUCCAAGUCUUUCUGGGGAUUCAAGAGAAGCACCAGCCUGAAUUGUGAUUUAAAGAAGAGUCUAAUUUGUUCAUUGCCACUCCUGUCACGAAGCAACUCGACAGGAUCAUCUGUGCCAAAUCCAAAGCGAUCAAAUUCACAGAAGCAGCAGCAAUCAAAUUCCGUGCAGGCAAAGAAGUUAUCAGCAACAUCACAUGCUUCCACUUAUGUGUAUAAAUUUCCACAGAAACCUCCAUUGAAGAAGAACUAUGGUGGAGCUUAUCAUGGAAAUGGUGUUAAGAUUAGUCCUGUGUUGAAUUUGCCACCUCCUUACAUUGCUAAAGGAGCUGCAAAUCUCUUUGGUUUGGGAUCUUUCUUGAAAGAAAAGAACAGAAAGUGAUUGUUAAAUUAAUUACAUAAUCUUGUUGUUAGCUUUUAUGAGUUUUGUCAUCCAUUGCUAAUCUUGGAAGCCAUUAGUGAUUUAGGGAAAUGGAAAACUCAUUAAGUUAGUAACUUCGUGACUAGUAUCUUAACAAGAAAAACAAAACAAGAUGAUGUUACCGUACAUGUUCUUUAAUCCAGAAAAUGGACUUUAGAAGCU